Messenger RNA from Alligator mississippiensis (American alligator), 2452 nucleotides. RefSeq names its product E3 ubiquitin-protein ligase TRIM15-like. The transcript is spliced from 2 exons. The record is from RefSeq and is a predicted model, not a curated record. NCBI's taxonomy places the organism in Eukaryota, Metazoa, Chordata, Crocodylia, Alligatoridae. The coding region runs from base 1761 to 2165 and encodes 134 amino acids.
GAUUAGGGGACAAACACCACCUGCCUGGUUUAAUGACAGUAACUCUGGCACAACAUAGCGGGGAGGGCUGGUCUCCAGCUCCAUCCCAUAAUAAUGACUAGCACUUUAACCUUAUAAUCGCCCAGUUAUUACACCCUUGUCAUCAAAUCUUGCCUUUGAAAGCAGACAAAGCAGGAACAUGGCUCCCCUGUCCCUGGACACGCAGAGCAGUGAACCUCCUCCAGUGUCACCGACCCACGGUUGUGUGCGGGGCUGUGUCUUGAAACAGGGGGUGUCCGGCACCAGUUUCCCUUCAGCUGUUACAACCCUCCCUGGGAGCUGCCUGGGGACUCCUUGGGGACGGAGGGAUUGUAGCGCGUGGACAGACUCUGUUCCCCUUGGACAGAGCCCACGUGGCAUGCUCUGGAGGGCAGGCCCUGCUCACAGGAUCUGCCACGAGCAGCCGCUUCCCCCAGCCGAUGCUCCCAGCACGUUGCACAAGUCUCAGUAAUGCGCAUUGCAUUGAUGCCGGGGGCUUCAGGGCUAAUGCUGGCUCCAGAGGGGACGUGGUGGCACCGCCCCAGUCCAGGGAGCACGGCCAGGACCUCCUUUUGAAUCUGAGCACCUCCUUCCCCUGUCUUUGUCCAGGCCUGGCUACCAAAUGCCGUGCUGCACUGGUCCUGGAUUAAUGCUGCUCUUUCUGAGGCAUCUCGCUGUAGCUGUAGCAGUAGCUGUACUGCUGGGCUGUGGUACUUCAGGACUGGUGUCUCACUUCUGAGUUUCUUCAUUUCAGUGCCCAGAGACCAGACCUGUGUCUUGUCCGGCCCAGCUGCCUAAGACUGGCUGGCACUCUGCACUGUCGACCGUGGUGGAUUCAAGGCCGUGUUAUUUUCUGUUCAGUGCAUGUCCCUGACAGUCUGCACUUCCCACUGGUUGCAGUGUUGCCUUGUGGCACCUCCCUAGGACCGGCUCCAUUUUUCUAUGUGUUCUUCCUGCUGGGCAGGAGCUGGCUCCACAAUCCAGCUGGAAACUGGCUGCUUGCUGCUCCAGCUGUGUUAAGCACACACUAUUCGGUGCUGCGUCCAGGCAAGGGUGUGCUGUACUGGGAGCUGCUGGUCCAACCUGAGUGCAUGGGCUUUCCUGGUGUCACGUCACAGCGCACCCUCGAGCAGCCCUCUCGGUUAUGGUGCAGGGAAGAGACUCCAGCUUCUCCCCUCCAAGGAGAACUGACCCAAGGAGUUUUCCUUCCCGCAGAAACAAAUUCAAACUCAGCUGCAGCUGCUAAGGGGGGAGAGGGAGAGGCUUGAAGCACUGCACGCGAGUGAAAGCCAGAAACACCAGGAAUACCAGGUGGGUGCUGCCGGGGUCCGGCUGAUGUCGGGGAGGAAGGAAGGGACGUGUCCUGCUCUGCAUGUUUGGUGGGACAGUGACCGUGGCAUUUUGUGACCGUGUGUUGCAGGGUGUUGUGGCAGGUGCAUGGAGCCAGGCCUUGCAAACAAAAAAAUUGUGUUCAGCUGAUAGCUAUAUAUAUAGCGGUGUUUCACUUUAAUUGUUGAAAAAUGUGGAUUUGGGGUUUAUAGCAGAGAAGUUUGCAUUUUUAAACAGAGAAAACCAGGAUUACUGAUUAUAAGAGGAAAUCUUUCCUUGCUGACAGCCAUGGACUUCUCCCCUCCUUAAGGUCCUGGCUCUUAGGGAAACAGAAAAAAAACUUUGCAAAAUGAACAGAGUGAAGAGAUCCCAGGCAGGGCCCCAGACCUGAGCUAUCCCCAGCUCUGCUCCAGAUGGUGGGAGGUCGGGGGUCCCAGCCAUGGAGACAGUCGGGACCACGGGGCCUUACAAGCCAUGCCCUGACUCUCCCCAAAACGGCUGCUCUCCCUGAUGUGGUUUCUCUCUCUUCAUGGCAGCAAAAGGCAGCAGCCGAGAGGCAGAAGAUUGUGUCUGCGUUUGAGCAACUGCGCCGGUUUCUGGAGGAACAAGAGCGACUCAUGCUGGCCGAGCUGGGAGAGGCGGAGAGCAGGAUUGAGAAGAGUCAGGGGGAGACUGUCACCCAACUCUCCGAGGAGAUUUCCCAUCUCACCAGCCUGAUCAGGGAGCUGGAGGGGAAGUGCCAGCAGGCCGCCAGUGACCUCCUGCAGGACAUGAGGAGCACACUGAGCAGGUACGUGGCUCCACCUGACUUCCCAUAGAGGGAAGGGUCCUGGAGACAAUGCAAUGGGCACAUCUCUGCAGGGCACCACAGCACAGCAAGCACUGGUUCUGUCCCUGAGGUGGGAAGCAUGAACGUCCCCCUCUUCUCCUCGGGGAAGUGACAGCUUUGGGCACUGGCGGCCUGAAGUCUGUAAGGUGUAAUCUAGGCUUUCCCCCUCUUGUCCCCGGGGAAUAGUCCUGGCCACCAGAGCUUGAGCCAACUACCUGUGAAGUCUCUGCUCCUUUCUGAUCCCAGAAAAUAUCCUGGACAUUUUGGAGCUGGAGA